Salvia splendens (bonfire salvia) is the source of this 649-nucleotide messenger RNA. RefSeq lists its product as uncharacterized. The coding region runs from base 16 to 486 and encodes 156 amino acids. The transcript is spliced from 4 exons. The record is from RefSeq and is a predicted model, not a curated record. NCBI's taxonomy places the organism in Eukaryota, Viridiplantae, Streptophyta, Magnoliopsida, Lamiales, Lamiaceae.
ACGAGAUUAAAAAAAAUGGAAGAGAGAGAGGAAGUGAAAGGGGCGGAGCGAUGGACGACGGCCAUCGGCAAUCUGACGGAGAUGGCGUCGAAUUUAGAUUCUCUGCAGAAAUUACUCAUCAAGAAAGCUGUUUACGUCGACGAUGAAACAUUUGCCAAGGCCUCACUCAGCUCCGAGCAAGCUCGCUCGAUCAAGGUUCUUGAGCAAAGAGUUGAGACUUUAGAGAAAGAACUUGAUGCUGCCAUUUCAGCAGCAGCACGUGCACGAAAUGAAAAACGGCAGGCUGAGUCAGCACAGAAAGCUGCUGAAUUGCGUACUAUAGAAAUCACAAAAGAACUCGAGAACACCUCUAAAGUAUUUGAACUGCAUAUGGAAGAACUGUGUGCAAAACAGCAAGAGAUUUCAAAGCGGGAUAAAGAGAUAAAACUUCUAGAGGCUAUAAUAAAGACUCUUGGUGGUAGAGAAUCACUUAAUACUGACCGCUAAAUUCCAUCAUGUUAUUCCAGGUACGCGUAAAUUUAAGUUGGCACAGACCAAAUGAAGUGAUCCUUUUACAUUCGGGUGUUCUAUUUUAUGACAUUUCUGUAUCUUGGACAGACCACAUGUAUAUCAGUAUAUGGAUUGAGGCAAUGAGAUGAUCUUUCAUAUU